AUGGUCCGAAAGCCUAAGGCUGUCUGGCCCGGCCUCAUCAAAGAUGGAAAGUAUAGAUACAGCAUUGCUGGAGAUGGCAACUGUCUCUUCGCGUCCUUGUCCGACCAACUGUACGGCGACCCUACUAGACACCCCGAGAUCCGCACUGCUAUUGUAGAGCACCUCCGCAACUUCAGACCCCUCUUCGAAGGCCACGUCCACAAAGAUGAUGUGCAACAACGCAGAGCGACUCGUUCAGCUGCGACAAUCCAAUCCCAAGAAUCCUACGACGCGUUCGAGGAUUAUCUAGCAGUCAUGUCGCGUCCAGGUACCUAUGGUGGAGAACCUGAGCUGGUUGCAUUCUGCCAGAUCUUCGAUCAAGACGUGACAGUCCACCUACCCAAAAUCCGCCAUUUCGAUAAAGAAUCCUUGUUCUACACCAACGAAUACCGAGAGAAUAAGGUCCUCCGCUCGUCCCUACAUAUCGCCUACGGUGGUGAAGAGCAGGGUGCCAGUGGUCACUACGAUUCGGCCAGGAAUAGAGAUGGCUCGCACCCUCGAAACAACCAGAGUCCGAAACCAGAGUCUCAACAGUCUCAGAACGAGCUUACCGCCACUGUCGGCACCACAUCUGGCAGCAACGAUGCUAGCACAGUCAACAAUAACCCGGCCAUCUCCGCUCCGACUGCCAGAGCCAUUCGCAACAAUCGGUCCGACUUGUCACACGAGCUCAUUCACGACAUUAUCCAGAAAGGCAAGAAGGAAGUCGAAGGCAGCCUUGAUCAACUAAAUGUACGGGCCAGGAGCGCUUCGGUCUCGUCUUCUCACCGAAGCUCAAGCUCAAAGCGAUCACUUGAAGAAGAGGGUGACAAUCCCCGCCGUAAGCGUGCCGAUCGCCGCAAGAGCACCCGCAAACGGACUGAUAUGUCAACCGUUUCUUUCGAAGUAGACGAGGAUCAGGGCCAAGCCGAUGCUCUCCCCAACACUCCUGCAAGCACCCAGGACACCGAGACAUCCUCUGGCGUCGGUGAGCUGGACCUGUCAGAUGACGACGAUGCCGAGUAUAAGCCUGGCGACCUCAGCGAUUCUGAUGCAGCUCGGAUGCGUAGACGCAAGAUCAUCAAGCCAGCUUCGAGAGCUUCUUUCAUAAAGAAGUCCGGUGCCACUACACAAACCAGCCACCUGAUCAAGAUCGCUGAACGACCUCGAUCCACCCUGCGAACAUAG
Molecule: messenger RNA, 1206 nt
Organism: Cyphellophora europaea CBS 101466
Lineage: Eukaryota; Fungi; Ascomycota; Eurotiomycetes; Chaetothyriales; Cyphellophoraceae
Exons: 2
Coding region: 1-1206 (401 amino acids)
Biological process (GO): protein deubiquitination
Molecular function (GO): cysteine-type deubiquitinase activity
Source: RefSeq, a predicted model, not a curated record